Messenger RNA from Manis javanica (Malayan pangolin), 4094 nucleotides. RefSeq names its product complement factor H (gene CFH). Gene Ontology annotation, molecular function: complement component C3b binding. NCBI's taxonomy places the organism in Eukaryota, Metazoa, Chordata, Mammalia, Pholidota, Manidae. Gene Ontology annotation, biological process: complement activation. The record is from RefSeq and is a predicted model, not a curated record.
CUAGGCUGUGUUUCAACUUCCUUUUGGAACAAGUGCUUUCUGACUCUACUCACAAUUUUUAUCAGAAGAAAAUCUUACAGUGUGAGCAGCAUCAGCUAUUAAAUGUACUCCUAAAAGAUCCCAAAAUGAGAUUUCAAAUGAAGAUUGUGUGGAUUAUGUUAUGGACUGUUUGUGUAGCACAAGACAAAUACUCAUCAAUCUAUACCCUGAGCUGGAAAUCCCAACCAGAUUGUAAAGGACCUCCUCCAAGAAAACAAACAGAAAUUCUGUCUGGUUCCUGGCCUGAACAAACAUAUCCAGAGGGCACUCUGGCUACAUAUAAAUGCCGCCCUGGGUAUAGAACUCUUGGAACUAUUACAAUGGCAUGCAAGAAUGGAGAAUGGGUGGCUCUUCAUCCAUCGAGGAUAUGUCGGAAGAGACCCUGUGGACAUCCUGGAGAUACUCCCUUUGGUUCUUUCCAUCUUGCAGUAGGAGAUGAGUUUGAAUAUGGUGCAAAGGUUGUUUAUACAUGUGAUGAGGGGUAUCAGAUGCUCGGUGAGAUUAAUUCCCGUGAAUGUGAAGCAGAUGGAUGGACCAAUGAUAUUCCUCUAUGUGAAGUUGUUAAGUGUUUACCAGUGACAGAACCAGAGAAUGGUAGAGUUAUCAGUGGUGCAUUGGAAACAGACCAGGAACAUGUUUUUGGACAAGUGGUACAGUUUGAUUGCAAUUCAGGCUUCAUGCUUAAUGGACCUAAACAAAUACAUUGCUCAGCAAAUGGAAUUUGGAGUGGAGAAAAACCAGAAUGUGUGGAAAUUUCCUGCAAAAUUCCAGACAUUUCAAAUGGAUAUUCUAUAUCUCAGAAGAAAACUUACAAGGAAAAUGAACGAUUUCAAUAUAAAUGUAACAAGGGUUUUGAACACAGUGAAAGAGGAGAUGCUGUAUGCACUAAAUUUGGAUGGGCUCCAGGUCCUUCAUGUAAAGAAAUAACAUGUAAUCCUCCUUAUAUUCCAAAUGGUGACUACACACCUGAAAGAAUCAAACACAGAACAGGAGAUGAAAUUAGGUAUCAGUGUAAAAAUGGCUUUUAUCCUGCAACCCAAGGAAAUACAGCAAGAUGCACUAGUACAGGCUGGGUACCUUCUCCUAGAUGUAGCUUGAAGCCUUGUGAUUUUCCAGAAAUAAAGCAUGGAGCUUUAUAUUAUGAAGACAGAUAUAAACCAUAUUUUCCAGUACCUAUAGGAAAAUAUUAUGCCUAUCACUGUCAUCAAAAUUUUGUGACUCCUUCAGAGAGUUACUGGGAUUACAUUCAUUGCACACGAGAAGGAUGGUCACCAGCAGUACCAUGCCUGAGACAAUGUAUUUUCAAUUAUUUGGAAAAUGGAAAUUAUCCAUAUUCACAAAUAAAAUAUUUACAGGGUCAAUCUGUAAAGGUUGACUGCUAUUCUGGCUACAGUCUUCCAAACGGGCAGAGCUUAAUGACAUGUACAGAGAAUGACUGGUCCCCUCCUCCCAGAUGCAUCCGUGUCAAAACCUGUUCAAAAUCAGAGAUAAAAAUUGAGAAUGGAUUCAUUUCUGAAUAUGAAUUUACAUAUCCCUUAAAUAGACAAGCACAAUAUAAAUGUAAACCAGGAUAUGUAACAGCAGAUGGUGAAACAUCAGGAUCAGUUACAUGUCUGCAAAGUGGAUGGUCAUCCCAACCUACAUGCAUUAAAUCUUGUGAUACACCAGUAUUUGAGAAUUCCAGAGCCAGAAGUAAUGGCACAUGGUUUAAGCUUUAUGACAAGCUGGAAUUUGAAUGCCAUGAUGGAUAUGAAAGCAAAGGUGGGCACAAGACAGGUUCCAUAGUGUGUGGUGACAAUGGUUGGUAUGAAAAACCUACAUGUCAUGAAAGAGAAUGCAAGAUACCCAAAAUAGAAAAAUACUUAAUUGCUGAGCCCAAGAAAGAGAGAUAUAAAGUUGGAGAUGUGCUAAAAUUUUCCUGCAGACAAAGACUUACAAGAGUUGGAUCAAAUUCAAUUCAGUGCUACCACUUUGGAUGGUCCCCUAAUCUUCCAACAUGUAAAGGGCAAGUAAAAUCAUGUGUUCCCCCUCCUCAACUCUCCAAUGGGGAAGUUAAAGAAACACAGAAAGAAGAAUAUAGACAUGGUGAUGUGGUAGAAUAUGUUUGCAAUCCUAGAUUUCUGUUGAAAGGUUUUAAUAAAAUUCAAUGUGUUAAUGGAGAAUGGACAACCUUGCCUAUGUGUAUUGAGGACAAUAGUACCUGUGGAGAUAUACCUGGACUUGAUCAUGGGUAUGCUGAGCCACCCACCCCUCCCCAUCAUCAUGGAGAUUCCGUGGAGUUUAACUGCAGGGAAGGAUUUACGAUGAUUGGACACAGAUCAAUCACAUGUACCAGUGGGACAUGGACCCAGCUUCCUCAGUGCAUUGCAACAGAUGGACUUGAGAAGUGUAAAUCUUCAAAAUUAAUUGCACAUGAGGCAAACCUACCAGCUAAAACUGAAUUUGAGCAUAACUAUAAUAUAAGUUACAAAUGUAGGGGAAAAUCAGAAUACAAGUACUCAAUCUGCAUAAAUGGAAGAUGGGAUCCUGAACUAACCUGCACAGAAGUAGAAAAACAAUUAUGCCCACCUCCACCUCAGAUUCCCAAUGCUGAAGAUAUGACAACUACAGUGAAUUAUUGGGAUGGAGAAAAAAUAUCUGUUUUCUGUCAAGAAAAUUAUCUAAUUCAGGAAGCAGAAGAAAUCGUGUGCAAAAAUGGAAUAUGGCAGUCAAUCCCACGCUGUGUAGAAAAAAUCUCAUGCUCUCAACCACCUCCUGUAGAGCAUGGAACAAUUAAAUUAUCUAGCUCUUCAGAAAUAAGCAAAGAAACAUUUGAACCUAAGCUUUAUGCACAUGGCACCAAACUAAGUUACAUUUGUGAAGAUGGUUUCAGGAUCUCUGAAGAAGACGGAGUAACAUGCCACAUGGGAAAAUGGAGUUCCCCACCUCAGUGUGUAGGACUUCCUUGUGAACCACCACCUUUGAUUCCACACAGUGUUUUAUCUCACAAGUUAGACAAUUACCAAUACGGAGAAGAAGUUACAUACAACUGUGCUGAAGGUUUUGGGAUUGAUGGACCUGCAUCUAUAAAAUGUUUAGGAGAAAAAUGGUCCCAUCCACCAGAAUGCAAAAAAAUGGAUUGCUCUGGCUUACCAAGCUUUGAUAAUGCUAUACUCAUAGGCCCAAAGAAGGAAUCAUAUAAGUCAGGAGAACAAGUGGCUUAUAAAUGUCCAAUGUAUUACCAAUUGGAUGGGUCCAAUACUGUGCAGUGUAUUAAGAAGAAAUGGAUAGGAAGGCCAACAUGCAGAGAUGUUUCCUGUAUGAACCCACCCAGAGUGGAAAAUGCUGUUAUACAAAAUGAGUUGCAAAGGUAUCUAUCUGGUGACAGAGUACGGUAUGAAUGCACAAAACCUUUUGACCUGUUUGGGGAAGAAGAAGUGAUGUGCUUAAAUGGAACCUGGACACAACCACCUAUGUGCAAAGAUUCUAAAGGGAAAUGUGGACCCCCUCCACCUAUUGACAAUGGAGAUAUUACCUCAUUCCCAUUACCGGUGUAUGCUCCAGAAUCAACAGUGGAGUAUCAAUGCCAGUCCUUUUAUGAACUUCAGGGAAACAGGAAUAUAAUAUGUAGGAAUGGAGAAUGGUCAGAACCACCAAAAUGCUUAGAUGCAUGUAUAAUUUCAGAAGAAAUCAUGGAAAAACAUAACAUUCAAUUACGAUGGCUUUACCAGAAAAAAAUUUAUUCUAAAACAGAUGACACUGUUGAAUUUGUGUGUAAACAUGGAUAUCGUAUAAAGUCACCUCUUCAUACAUUUCGAGUAACUUGUCAGGAAGGGAAACUGAUAUAUCCCACUUGUGUAAAAAAAUGAUGGUUAAAUCACAGUCAUAUAUUUUGUACAUUUAUUCAAAUUUUUCAUUAUUGAUCCAAUUAUUGUUUAUUUUUUCAAGUACCACUUAACUCAUUUUUAUUCAUAAAUCAGAUUUGUUUUAAAUGUUAUGUGGAUGAUGUAAUUAUAAUCUGAAAGAUAAAUGAAUCACUCUUUGAAAGCACAUCAUUAAAAACUGGCAAACCAAAA